Pistacia vera is the source of this 684-nucleotide messenger RNA. Its product is annotated as pathogenesis-related protein PR-1 type-like. Gene Ontology annotation, cellular component: extracellular region. NCBI's taxonomy places the organism in Eukaryota, Viridiplantae, Streptophyta, Magnoliopsida, Sapindales, Anacardiaceae. The transcript has a single exon. The record is from RefSeq and is a predicted model, not a curated record.
CUCAUUUUUUUCAUCAAUCACUCAACAAUUUUUCUUUGCAUUACAAAAUUCUUGCAAAACAAAAUGGUUUCAAUCAAAAUUGCACUCUCUCUUUUGUGUCUCAUGGGGUUAGCCCUCGUCUUCCCCUCCCAUGCACAAAACUCCCAAUAGGACUACGUCAAUGCCCACAAUUCAGCUCGUGCAUCUGUUGGUGUUGGGCCUGUGACUUGGGACAACACAGUAGCUGCCUUUGCACAAAACUAUGCUAAUCAACGUAUCGGUGAUUGUGCUCUCGUCCACUCUGGUGGUGGUGGGAAAUACGGUGAGAACCUUGCAUGGAGCAGCGCUGACCUUUCGGGAACGAAUGCUGUGAAAAUGUGGGUCGAUGAGAAGGCCGAUUAUGACUACAACUCUAAUACUUGUGCUGCAGGCAAGGUUUGCGGCCACUACACUCAGGUAGUUUGGCGCGACUCGGUUCGCAUUGGGUGCGCCAAGGUGAGGUGCAACAAUGGCGGAACUUUCAUCGGUUGCAACUAUGCUCCCCCAGGCAAUUACAAUGGGCAGAAACCUUACUAAUUAAUUAGUGCUAUCUCAUUUGUCACCGAAUAAGAGAUGAUUGAACAUUUUCAAUAAAUAAAGCCUAUUGUACUAGCAAAUGAAUGUUUAAUUCAUGAAUGAACUAUUAUACAUCUUUUGUUAAAUUAA